Messenger RNA from Radiomyces spectabilis, 5068 nucleotides. RefSeq lists its product as uncharacterized. The coding region runs from base 41 to 4732 and encodes 1563 amino acids. Gene Ontology annotation, biological process: autophagy of peroxisome; late endosome to vacuole transport; protein targeting to vacuole. Gene Ontology annotation, cellular component: late endosome; nucleus-vacuole junction; phosphatidylinositol 3-kinase complex, class III, type II. The record is from RefSeq and is a predicted model, not a curated record. Gene Ontology annotation, molecular function: ATP binding; protein serine/threonine kinase activity; protein binding. The transcript is spliced from 36 exons. NCBI's taxonomy places the organism in Eukaryota, Fungi, Mucoromycota, Mucoromycetes, Mucorales, Radiomycetaceae.
CUCGUUUUCGCUCCGCUUCACUUUGCAAAAAAGAGCACCAAUGGGCAAUAAGAUCUCCAAUGUCACUUCCUCUAUGGAAAUUGACAGUUUCCUCACUGGCAUUGGUGAUAUUUACUAUGAAAGAAGCAUUGGCCGAGGUCGGUUCCUAAAGACUAUUCGAGGACGACAUAAAGACACGGUGAUUGUGGUCAAAAUAUUUAUCAAGCCAGAAAUCGGCAUGUCGCUGCGAAACUACGUAAAACGGCUACAAUCGGAAUACGAUGCGCUUCUCGAUAUUCCCAACGUUUUCUUCUUCCAAAGAGUCCUUGAAACCGAUCGAGCAGCGUAUCUCAUCCGACAGUAUUUCUACAGCAGCUUAUACGAUCGAAUCAGCACUCGGCCGUUUUUGACCUUGAUCGAGAAGAAAUGGAUUGCCUAUCAAAUUCUUCGUGGUAUUGCGGACGCCCAUGCGAAAAAGGUGUACCAUGGUGAUAUGAAGACGGAAAAUGUAUUGAUGACGUCCUGGAAUUGGAUUUAUAUUGUGGACUUUGCUUCGUUCAAACCGACUUACCUUCCGGAAGACAAUCCCGCCGAUUAUUCCUUCUUUUUCGACACAUCAUCGAGGCGUACAUGCUACAUUGCCCCGGAGCGAUUCUACAAAGCAGGAUCAGAAAUUGAGCAAAAGAUGAAAAACGUGGACUGGAUGGAUUGUGUCAGUGAACUGACGCCAGAGAUGGAUAUUUUCUCGGUUGGAUGCGUGAUUGCAGAGUUCUUUUUGGAAGGCUCGCCCUUGUUUUCAUUAUCGCAACUUUUCAAAUACCGAAAUGGCAAUUACGAUCCAACCCCGUCCCUGGAAAAGAUCGAGGAUAAAGAUAUAAGGGACAUGGUACGCCAUAUGAUUCAAAUUGAUCCAAGUGCACGCUAUUCAGCAGAACGAUAUCUUUCCGAGUGGCGAGGAAAAGCAUUCCCUCAUUAUUUUUAUACCUUUAUACAUCAGUACAUAAGCUCCAUUACCGAUAAAUGCGAUCAUAUACCCACCACACCGACCAGAUCACUGCCGAAAUUACCUUCGGCGUUUCCAGGAGUGGCUCCGUUGAAUAAGCGAUUGACCGAUGCGGAUGAAAAGAUUGAGCGUAUUUACCACGAUUUUGACAAGAUUGCUUACUUUAUAUCUGCUCCGACUGAACAAGCGCAACAAUCAAACACAAAGCCUACAUCACCUACGGAAGCUCGUCCACCGCUUUUGGGCGAACGACGGAGGACAUUAACAGAUCUUCCAAAUACCACGGCAUCCGCAGUAGGCGUAACACCUCAUUGGACCAACAUUAUCCUACCUCCCACCUUGAAUAUCCCAAAUUAUGAACCUGACCAGAACAACAAGACCCCAGACAGCCCAUCCUAUGAAACCAACGGUCAAGGCUCGCUCAUCUUUUUAUCCUUUGUCUCUUCAUUGGUGCAAAAUACGUCAUAUCCAAGUUCCAAGUUAAAGGCUCUUGAUAUUUUGCUGGCGCUAAGCGAACACUUGCCGGAUGAUGUUAAGCUCGACCGUUUGCUACCCUAUCUCAUGACACUGCUCACGGAUGAGUCAUCACUUGUUCGUGCAAGUGCUAUCAAGACAUUGACUCAAGUGUUGUGUAUGGUGGAAUCCAUUUCGCCUAUCAAUGCCCGUAUUUUUCCGGAAUACAUCAUGCCGAGUGUGCGUGAGUUUGUCACCGAUCCCGAUGUGCUCGUUCGAACCACCUAUGCUAGCUGCAUCGCGCUUCUGGCAGAAACAGCUCUUCGAUUUCUUGAAAUGACACAGCUUAUUAAAACCGACAAAGAAUACCCCCGCGACCAAGAGGACGAAAAUCCGGAUCUCGAAGAAUCGUAUGACUCUUCUCUGCAAGCCUUGCAAGGACUAGUACAGGAGCAAGUGACCAUUUUGCUCAUUGACAGCGAAAGUUCGGUAAAACGAGCGUUAUUAACGAAUAUCACCUGUUUGUGUGUCUUUUUCGGACGCCAGAAAACCAAUGAUAUCCUGUUAUCCCACAUCAUCACCUAUCUUAAUGACAAAGAUUGGAUGCUUCGAAGCGCUUUCUUUGAAUGCAUCAAAGGUGUUGGCACUUUUGUCGGAGCUCAGAGUUUAGAACAAUACAUCCUUCCUCUCAUGACCCAAGCAUUAACAGAUGCCGAAGAAUUUGUGGUGGAAAAGGUACUGACUUCAUUGACAAGCUUGGGAGACCUUGGCUUGUUUCAAAAAAUGAAGCUUUGGGAGCUUAUUGCCAUUAUUGCUCCACUUACCUGCCAUCCAAGUGUAUGGAUCCGAUACGGCGCGAUCAGCUUUAUUGCAUCUACGGAAAAAUAUUUACCGCAAACCGAUUUGUGGUGCAUCAUUUAUCCUCUAUUGAAACCCUUUCUCAAAUCAGACAUUGCAGAGAUCAAUGAAGCUUGCCUACUCGAAAAUCUAAAGUCCCCUAUUCCUCGACAAGUAUAUGAACAAGCUAUUACAUGGGCUAGUAAAAGUUCUGGCGAUUCUCUUUUCUGGAGACAGCAGCGCGACAAGCGGGUGCGAACUGGUCAAAUGUCGUUAAAGAAUGCUAAUAUGGGGCCUGCCAUGCUCAUCAGACAAGGAUCGUUAUUCAGCAGUUUCACUGUAGGUGAGCAGGUGCGACGAUCUACAGAGGACGAUGCCUAUCUCGAUCGGCUACGUAGUGUUGGCAUGACAUCCGAGGAUGAAGACAAACUGAUGCUGAUGAGAGAAUACAUAUUCAAAGUAUCACAAUCCAAGUUGAGUCGACCAAAAUCUACAGAUGACUUCAACAUGCAGAAAGAUGAGAUCUACCUCAAAAACCUUGGCGUCACGCCAAUGACCGUUUUCCUGCCUGACAUUUCCAAGGAGGCCCAUCAAUGGAGCGCCAAAGUAGAAAAGCCAGCUAUUAGAAAGAUAUCUCUCGAUGAUCAGCCAUGCCCCAGUGAUGUCAAUGCAAAGAAAACUACAGCAAGAGCCGAUGUCUACAAGUUGAGUCGAGUAGCAAGUCAGCCUCACGUGCAGGCCCUCAUGAGUAACAUUGGCACGGGAGCAGCGGACAAGCCAAUGGAUCAAGAACUAAAACAACCCUCCUCGUCCGCCUCUGCUCCUCACACCACCAAUCCACAGACGUCCACAAAAGCGAAACGAGCCUCCACUUCUUCAAAGGAUAAUCGGGAACGAUCUCCGGAUGCGUUAGAAUUACGAUCAAUGGAUCGACAGAAUGGGACGGUUGCUACGCUCCGUGAACCCGCAGCAAUUAAUAGCUACCGAACCAUAGAAUCAUCUCUUCGAAAACCAUCAGCUGGUUAUGGUCAUUUACAGAAUCUGCUAUUCAAAAUUGCCAUGGGGGCUUUCCCCCCACACAUGCCAGAAUUCACCGGUGAUCCCGCUAUUAUGAAACGCAUCCGUCGAUUACCUCAAGGGACAUCGCCGUUUCGCACCAUCAGCAAUUGGAAACCUGAAGGAACAUUGGUGGCGCAUUUUACGCAACAUACGGCGGCUAUUAAUCAGCUGGUCAUAUCGUGGGAUAAUCUUCUUUUCGCGUCGUGUUCGGACGAUGGAUCCGUCAAGAUCUGGGAUUGCUCUCGCUUGGAACGCAAUGUUACCAACCGGGCAAGGGCAACUUACAACCAACAAGGCGGCCGCAUAAAAUGCCUGACAUUUAUUCAACAGACAUACAGUAUUGCUGCAGCGUCGGAUAAUGGCAGUAUACAUGUUUUCCGGGUGGACAUUCGGAAUGCUGGUUCCGGUCUUAAAUUCGGCAAAUGUGUGACGGUCAGAGAAUAUCAACUUGAGGACGAAUUUGCAGUGGUGAUCAAACAUUUUACGAGCAAUGCUUCCAAUACCAUGGCAGGAUCCAAAUCCAUUUUAUUAUUUGCGACUACGAAAGGCGCGAUUUAUGCCAUGGAUCUUUUAACUAUGGGGAUUCUUUGGAAACUGCAGAAUCCUAAAAGUCAUGGUGUAAUCACAUCCAUGUUGACGGAUCGUCUGCAUACCUGGCUUUUGGUGGGGACGACGCGGGGCAUCCUUACAUUUUAUGAUCUACGGUUUCAGAUUCCGCUUCGAUCAUGGCUGCAUCCCAGCAAAAGUCGAAUCAAUGCCAUGAUCCUGAAUCAUGAUCCCAAAGCGGAAAGCAAGCAAGUGAUUAUUGCUGCAGGGAAAAACGAGAUCUCGCUGUGGGACAUUGUGAAAUUAAAAUGUCUCGAAGUAUUCGUUGUCAAACAUGGCGAUGAGAAGCACAGCGGGCCUCCCAGCCACAUUUACCAGCCAUUGGAAGCACCGACGGAUGAAGAGAUAUUGGAAAAGGCUUUCACGGAUCAAGAAGCCAGUAUUGCGGAUUAUUCUGUGCGCGCUAUUGUGUCUCCUUCCGAUUGUCGCUUCAUUAUCAGUGGAGAUUCCGAUCGACGUCUUCGGUUCUGGGAUACGGUACGCGUGGAACACUCAGCAAUCGUUCUAGGUCUCGACUACGAUGAGGUAAAACCUCGAUACAGUACGUAUACUCAAGGCGACAUAAAAUUUAAUGUCGAAUAUACCCAACCCCAUCGAAGUGCUACCGGGAUGGGCCAUUCUUCGCGAGCCAGUUCCACCGCUGUGAAUCCAGCCAGCGCCAAUGCGGCCAUGAUCCAGCAGCAAAGCCUGAUGAGGAACCAUACAGAUGCCAUUACGGACGUGAUCCUGACCGAAGUACCUUACCCAAUGAUUAUCAGUGGUGACAGGGAUGGUGUGAUCAAAAUUGUCUCUUAAUCUUGACUGUCCAAGAGUUGGUUUCCUUCAAGAAAUGUAUUUAUUAAUCCAUUCGAAAGUUUGAACUAAGUUUUGCCCAAGUGUCUAGUUUCUAUUUCUUGGCAAAUGGCAAGUAAUAUACAAUGGACAGGUCCGUGUGGCACUCCCACAAACAAAAAGGACCAUAAGGCAGUUAUUAUAUAUAUUGUAUGCUACCUGCAAAUUCCCUGUUGACUAUGUAAUAAAAGAACCAGAAAGAGAAUGGUCCCAUGAUCACAGAUUUCGUGCGGUAAAUUGCCAGGCGAAACUCGUAUCCGUACCAUCCAUUUUGACAUGGGACUUCUUUUCUUUUUUGAG